CCGGCUCCGCCAUCAAGCAGACUGCCUCUUCCGCCCCAGCUUAUUCCGCGCCCUGUCGUCAACCGCCAGCCAUCUUCGACCCAGCUCAUUUCGCCGCAGGUCCUUGCUACCAACCGCAUGGGUUUCGCAGGCCACCGACCGCAGCAACAGAUCAUGCCGCAGCAACAGAUCCUGCCAGUGACGCCCCGCCGUCGGCCAUCCCUGCGUCACCCGCGGUUCCCUCGCCCGCGGUUCCGUCACCCAGGAUUCCCUCACCCGUAAUUCCGUCGCCGACGGUUCCGCCGAUGCAGACUCGGUUCUGUUCCGGCGACCGUGCCGCCCGGUCGCGCGAGAUUCUUGAGGGCGGCAAGCCAGUACGAGCAGAGCAGACUGACGGAGUCGGCCUCGAUGUCGGUACAGCCGAGCAGGAAGGGCACGGCACUCACCACGAGACAGAGUGUGGCCGGUAUGGCAUGGAAUACACCCGCCUCCACCAUCAGACUCAGCCAACGACAACAGUACAACGCCUCCACCGUCUCCCACGAGGCACGCGGAAGGAUCCACCGACCUACCACCGCCAUCAGCACUGGGAUCUGGCGCAC
Gregarina niphandrodes is the source of this 581-nucleotide messenger RNA. RefSeq lists its product as hypothetical. The annotation marks the transcript as partial. The record is from RefSeq and is a predicted model, not a curated record. The transcript has 3 exons. Lineage: Eukaryota; Apicomplexa; Conoidasida; Eugregarinorida; Gregarinidae.